This is a messenger RNA of Closterium sp. NIES-65, 1764 nucleotides long. NCBI's taxonomy places the organism in Eukaryota, Viridiplantae, Streptophyta, Zygnematophyceae, Desmidiales, Closteriaceae. The record is from the annotation of a GenBank genome assembly.
AUGGGGCUGGCUCAAGCAUGGGGCUGGCUCAAGCAUGGGGCUGGCUCAAGCAUGGGGCUGGCUCAAGCAUGGGGCUGGGUCAAGCAUGGGGCUGGCUCAAGCAUGGGGCUGGCUCUAGCAUGGGGCUGGCUCAAACAUGGGGCUGGCUCAAGCAUCAAGCAUGAGGCUGGCUCUAGCAUGGGGCUGGCUCUAGCAUGGGGCUGGCUCAAGCAUGGGGCUGGCUCAAGCAUGGGGCUGGCUCAAGCAUGGGGCUGGCUCAAGCAUGGGCCUGGCUCUAGCAUGGGGCUGGCUCAAGCAUCAAGCAUGGGGCUGGCUCUAGCAUGGGGCUGGCUCAAGCAUGGGGCCCGCUCAAGCCAUGGGGCUGGCUCAAGCAUCAAGCAUGGGGCUGGCUCUAGCAUGGGGCUGGCUCUAGCAUGGGGCUGGCUCAAGCAUGGGCCUGGCUCUAGCAUGGGGCUGGCUCAAGCAUCAAGCAUGGGGCUGGCUCUAGCAUGGGGCUGGCUCAAGCAUGGGGCUGGCUCAAGCAUGGGGCUGGCUCUAGCAUGGGGCUGGCUCAAGCAUGGGGCUGGCACAAGCAUGGGGCUGGCUCAAGCAUGGGGCUGGCUCAAGCAUGGGGUCGACUCAAGCAUUGGGGCUGGCUCAAGCAUGGGGCUGGCUCAAGCAUGGGGCUGGCUCAAGCAUGGGGUUGGCUCUAGCAUGGGGCUGGCUCUAGCAUGGGGCUGGUUCAAGCAUGGGCCUGGCUCUAGCAUGGGGCUGGCUCAAGCAUCAAGCAUGGGGCUGGCUCUAGCAUGGGGCUGGCUCAAGCAUGGGGCUGGCUCAAGCAUGGGGCUGGCUCAAGCAUGGGGCUGGCUCAAGCAUGGGCAUGGGGCUGGCUCUAGCAUGGGGCUGGCUCAAGCAUGGGGCUGGCUCAAGCAUGGGGCUGGCUCAAGAAUGGGCCUGGCUCUAGCAUGGGGCUGGCACAAGCAUGGGGCUGGCUCAAGCAUGGGGCUGGCUCAAGCAUCAUGCAUGGGGCUGGCUCUAGCAUGGGGCUGGCUCAAGCAUGGGGCUGGCUCUAGCAUGGGGCUGGCUCAAGCAUCAAGCAUGGGGCUGGCUCAAGCAUCAAGCAUGGGGCUGGCUCAAGCAUGGGGCUGGCUCAAGCAUCAAGCAUGGGGCUGGCUCAAGCAUGGGCAUGGGGCUGGCUCUAGCAUGGGUCUGGCUCAAGCAUCAAGCAUGGGGCUGGCUCAAGCAUCAAGCAUGGGGCUGGCUCAAGCAUGGGGCUGGCUCAAGCAUCAAGCAUGGGGCUGGCUCAAGCAUGGGGCUGGCUCAAGCAUCAAGCAUGGGGCUGGCUCAAGCAUCAAGCAUGGGGCUGGCUCAAGCAUGGGGCUGGCUCAAGCAUCAAGCAUGGGGCUGGCUCAAGCAUGGGGCUGGCUCAAGCAUGGGGCUGGCUCUAGCAUGGGGCUGGCUCAAGCAUGGGGCUGGGUCAAGCAUGGGGCUGGCUCAAGCAUGGGGCUGGCUCUACCAUGGGGCUGGCUCAAACAUGGGGCUGGCUCAAGCAUCAAGCAUGGGGCUGGCUCUAGCAUGGGGCUGGCUCUAGCAUGGGGCUGGCUCAAGCAUGGGGCUGGCUCAAGCAUGGGGCUGGCUCAAGCAUGGGGCUGGCUCAAGCAUGGGCCUGGCUCUAGCAUGGGGCUGGCUCAAGCAUCAAGCAUGGGGCUGGCUCUAGCAUGGGGCCCGCUCAAGCAUGGGGCCCGCUCAAGCAUGGGGCUGGCUCAAGCAUGGGGCUGGCUCUAG